AUGAAGAGGUUGUUGCUUGGCAUUGAGCCUGCGCUUCGCCUGCGUAAGUCAUCCGAACUUCUGAAACAGGUACAUAUAAGCGAUUACGUUGACUCUCCCACCGGUCGCGGACACUAAGCCAUGUUGUCAGUCCCUUUUUCUACUUUCCAACAGCUGCAGUCCUCUGAGGUUUACCAGAGGUCGCGGUGCCUCUGCAUCUAUCUCAGCCUGUCAGAUGAACCCUGCACCGAGGCCAUAAUCGAAUCCGCCCUAGCAUCGGGAAGGCGCGUCUGCGUCCCACGGUUGCUGCCGCCUGACGUUGCGCAUGAAAGGUUUCCACUCACGCGGCACCUUGGUUACAUGCGGAUGCGUGCGAUACGCAACCUGAGUGACUGGACCGACUGGCCGCGGAACAAGUUUGGUAUUCGAGAACCACCAUCACCUCACUCAGACGUGGAUCUCGAUGACGCCCUUUCAUACAGUGAGCAUAUUUUCGGAGAUUUUGUGCCUUUAUCUUCACCACUCAUCCUUUAUCAGGGUGCCACCAUUGGUCAAUCCUUCAUUAGAUUAAGACCUACUUGCUGGUAGGAGGGCUUUUUUCUGCUCUGUCCUUCACACGUUUAGAAAUCUCUUCUACCCCCGCCACACUACCGGCCGUAACCGUUUUCUGGAUUGAGUGAAUUCCGUUGGCCUUCGUAUAGUGUGGCGUCCGUAUUCUCAUCGGUGGCCGUUGCGGGGUCGCUUAUGACGCUUCUGAAAGCUGUUGACCAGUUACGGAACAGAUGAUUUCACAAGGCCUUGUGGUUUUUACCCUCUCCCUGUGGAUCAGUCUUGGUGAAUCGUUCGUCUGCAUCCAAAAGACGGAAACUCCCUUGAUGUCGCGCACAUCACGACUCUUCUCCCAUGUCAUGUGUGUUUCACCCACUCAUCUGCCCGGUAGUUGUCGCAAUUCAAUCCCACUAUGUGAUUUACCGAUGGUACCGAUGCACAUGACAGUUUAAUUCCGUCUGUUUCCUAUGCUUGAACCGAGACUGCUUAAUCGCUCAGAUUUGUUUGGGCCUUCAAAACGGGCCGCGCUCUAUCACCAGAACCAAACACCGCCCACAGACGCGGAGGAGAAAGCGCAAAGUCGGUCCAGCUCAGAUUCAGAGCUUAAGUCCUAACUAAUUAAUCUGAUGGGCCUUGAAAUGCCAAGGUGCUGUUUGAAUUAGUACUUGGAAGGUUGCUAACUGGCAAAGUAGCUAUGACCUCCUGGGGACUAUGGGUCAGAGUUCAGCAGUUAACUGUUGGCUAUUAUGGCUUUUCUCGUCGAUUUAAGACCUUGAAAGCCUGGUUCAGGUGUGUGUAUGAAACGACACGUGUGGUGCACUGCCUCAAGAGCUGAAGCAACCGUAUCCGAAGCCAACUGAAUAGCGAUGGCCAAAGCGGAGUUACAGGACUCAAGCGCACCCAAAUUUCAGUGGGAAAUAGAUCUGCUUCGUCACCGGAGGAUCCGGACGUCUGUUUUUGCCCCCGUUGCCAGUCACCAGCAGAAUUCCAGAUAAUUUAGAUGACGACUUUGCCUUUUAGUUUUAUCCUGCAUGAAUUUACUGAAAGCCUGGGAGUUAGUCCUGUUGAAAUAAAACAAAGCCCGCCUGCAUAGUGCGCAUAAUCGGCCUGUUAGUAGAUACUCCUGUGGGAAAUGUCAAAUCCGCAUGCACCAAGCACAUAAUCUACCUGUUAGUGUCCAUCAUUAGUGUUGAUUAAUACCGUUAAACUCUUUCUUUCGAAAAAGAAUUCCAGCAAAAGUUCUGGUUUCGCUAGGGUGCUGUUGGAACUAGGGACAGGGAGGACUUUUCGAUGCUCCGUCUGACUUGACUGCUUCAGUUUACGAGUCUGCUGUAAGUUGCUACCGCUGUUGAGGUGCGCUGAAUGCAGACGAAGCGGCCAAUUUGCCGCGUCCAUGAGAGAAUGCGAUGAGAAUUAGAGUAUAGCACAAAUAAAAUAGCAUUUGUAGAAGUGUCGACAGUUUUAGAAUGAGACUUUCCAACUGCGUGCAAGAAAAGCUGACGCAUCACCUAGGCCUACUCGGCCGACCCGUUGUUUCCUACUUUCGUGUUGAGUAAGGUUUACCGCAAGCGUUGUUUCAACCCACGUGAUUAGUCGGGUGUUUUAGGGCUAGGUUCUCUCGGGAAAGCACAGUGCUUUCCAGUGUUGAUCUCUUUUUGACCAUAGCACACAAUGCAUCAUUUCGACCCCAGCUGAUUUCAUGGUUUGACCUACAAUCCAGAAGGAACUCGGUUCCUCUUAGCUGUUCCAGGACGUCUACAUCUCUCUUCUCUGUCAAGCCUAUAGGUCUCUUAAGGAAAACACGUUUGCUGUCUGAAGUUGGCAGAGCGAAAUUAACUAUCCGUUUUGUAGGUUUCGCUUGCACCCUCCGCUUACCUUGACUUUAGCUCCCACAGUCAGAGCUUAAGGCAGUCCUAGAUUCUACGGAAGAUGUCGUGGUCCUCUCUGAGCAUAUAGGCGUACUCAUCCUUAUUUUUCGAAUCUAACUUGGCUUGCCUGCUUCACUAGUCAGGGGUUGCACCUUUGACCCUGGGUUCUUCUUGGUUUCUUGAUCGUAGAUAAGCCUGCGCUGUAAAUGCUGCAGGUCAGGAAAUUGGGAGAACCUUAAGCAUGUUACCAGAGGGCCAACGGUGUAUAAAGCUCCAUGCUUCUAUCGCCUCUUCUCGCAACUUCAAAGUUACCUAUUUUAACCUAUCUUUGGCGUCAUUUGUGGGCGCAAAUUUUACAAUUGGGAUCCUCGAUCAUCUCCUGUCCUGAGUUCGAUCAGCCUUGCACAUCUGUACUUAAGUUUUCCUCGUACUGUUAAGACCACAGUCCCCCAUCCGUCGUUUGUAUUUCAUCCUCUUACCUACAGUUUGCCUUUUUUUAAAGAGUCAGCUAUAUCUAGCCGGGCGUAUCCCACUAUAGACCGUGGACAUGUGCUGUCUAUGCCGCUGAUCGUUGACUGGGAACAACAGUUAGGAAGAGUUAUGAUUUAGGUACGGUUUGACGAAACGAAAUUACCAUGUCAAUACCAAUCUUCGAACCAUAUUGCAAAUCACUUGAGUAUUUCUCGAGCUUCUGGCCCUAACAGUAGCCUCGCACAUGCAGUGGCGACCAGAUCGUGUGCGGCAUGUGUUGCCAGCCUGCCUGGUGCGCGCCCACCUCUGGUUGUCUCGACAUUGUCUUGCCAUCCGGAGCAAGGUGGGUGCAAAAGUGUUUUUCGAAAGUCUACCUAACUAUAAACCACUUCACACCGCUGGGCUCUGGGUGGAUGUCGUCGUUUGCGACGCUCGAACUGUCACUUCAAAACCGCAUCAUUCCCUUUGGUGUUUAUCGCUUGCUGGUAUCCAUUUGUUCUCUGUCCCUCCCCCUCUAGACGUUGACCUGAUGAUUCUGCCCGGCCUGGCUUUCACUAAGGACGGAAGGCGUCUUGGUCGAGGUGGCGGUUACUACGAUCGCUAUCUGGCUGGACUGCGGGAGCUUCUGAGUCCACGGAUGCCGUUCCUGCUUGCACUUGCCUAUGAGGAGCAAGUCCUUCCAGAAUUACCAACUUGUCUGCACGAUUUCACAGUUGAUAAGGUCUUUUACUCCUGA
Spirometra erinaceieuropaei is the source of this 3603-nucleotide messenger RNA. The record is from the annotation of a GenBank genome assembly. Lineage: Eukaryota; Metazoa; Platyhelminthes; Cestoda; Diphyllobothriidea; Diphyllobothriidae.